CGCCCCAUUGAAAUGCAAUAUUCAAGAUGGCGGCUCCAGUGAGUGAAGAAUCUUGCCUCGAUUCGUACGAUUACUUCUUUCGACCAGAUUUAUUGGCAGGCAAAGUCGCUUUUGUCACCGGGGGAGGGUCCGGCAUUGGAUUCACGAUCACAGAGGUGCUUAUGAGACAUGGCUGCAAUACAGUGAUUGCUAGUAGGAAUUUCGAAAGAGUUAAAAAGGCUGCAGAGAAGCUGGAAAAGUGUACAGGGCAAAGAUGCCUUCCAAUUCAAAUGGAUGUAAGAAAGGUGAACCAAAUAGAAGAAGCUGUCAAUUUGACACUGAAGACAUUCAACAAAAUUGACAUUAUCGUAAACAAUGCUGCAGGCAACUUCUUAUGUCCUGCAGAGAACCUCUCAUACAAUGCAAUCAGAACAGUAUUUGAUAUCGACACUUUUGGGACAUUCAAUAUGAGCAAAGCUGUGUACAACUCCUGGUUUAAAGAUCAUGGUGGUAGUAUUGUCAACAUCACCGCUACCUUAAGUGACGGCGCUUUACCGCUGCAGAUGCAUGCUGGCUCAGCAAAGGUGGCUAUUGAGGCGAUGGCUAAGCAUUUGGCGGUGGAGUGGGGACCACAGGGAGUCCGUGUGAAUUGCGUCGCACCAGGACCAAUAGAAGACACCGAAGGGAUGUCAAGACUUGGUAGAGGUGUGCCAAUCUCGCCUGAAUCCACCCCUUUACGGCGUGUGGGGACACGGCGUGACGUGGCAGACGCGGUGCUGUUCCUCGCAAGUAACGCAAGCUCCUACGUGACAGCUCAGACGGUCGUGGUUGACGGAGGGACGAAGUUUCCGGGAGCCCGAAUGUUGGCUAAUAUCAGUCGAGCUAGCAAGCUAUAGACGCCAUGAGCAAGGGAAACUCGCCUUUGACCUUGAAGUCUUGACCUUAAUGGUAUAUCAGGGACGCUUUUGAUAUUCAACACAAUUAUUGUUGGCUGUGUGAGGGCUGGGGGGUGGGGGGGGGUGUGGGCGAAUGUAAGGUAUGAGGGCUUUUCUGUAGUCUAAACUUGAAUUCUUACAAACAAAAGUUUGUAAGACUUGUUUGGAUAUGAAACAUGGGACUGUGACGGAUCACCCGUUUAUACGUUAUUGUUUCGUGGUGAGGGUGGGGAACCUUAAUAUGUAUACGAGGGGUAUCACAGGUAGCCUAAGAUAAGGAGGGUGGGUGGGUAGGGAGGCGUUUAACUCCACAGCCUAUAGGCGUCGGUUAUCUACAAUGCAGUCAAUAGUCAGUCCCGAUACUAUGAAUAUCCAAAUUGUGAUGCGGAAAAAUGGUAUUGUAGUGCACGAAAUAAUGCACAUAUUAACAUGCAAUUAGAGGCAUAAUCCCAUGUAGGGUGUCCCGCUGUAGAUUAGAGAAUGCCCGCCAUGAAUGAUGGCAUCAGAAGAACAUGAAUAGGUUUAUUAGCUUUUGUCAAAAAGUUUAUUAGCUUUUUUCAAAAGGUUUAUUAGCUUAUGUCAAUGAGUUGAUAAUGAUAAACAGGGUGCACCUGUGAGUUCUGCAA
Messenger RNA from Nematostella vectensis (starlet sea anemone), 1540 nucleotides. Its product is annotated as peroxisomal 2,4-dienoyl-CoA reductase [(3E)-enoyl-CoA-producing]. Bases 27 to 875 code for a protein of 282 amino acids. Lineage: Eukaryota; Metazoa; Cnidaria; Anthozoa; Actiniaria; Edwardsiidae. Gene Ontology annotation, biological process: fatty acid catabolic process. The transcript has 10 exons. Gene Ontology annotation, molecular function: 2,4-dienoyl-CoA reductase (NADPH) activity. The record is from RefSeq and is a predicted model, not a curated record.